Molecule: messenger RNA, 1231 nt
Organism: Emiliania huxleyi CCMP1516
Lineage: Eukaryota; Haptophyta; Isochrysidales; Noelaerhabdaceae
Exons: 2
Coding region: 27-1070 (347 amino acids)
Molecular function (GO): intramolecular lyase activity
Source: RefSeq, a predicted model, not a curated record
UUCAAGGACCUCUACCGCUCGAAGUGAUGUCUUCACCCGCCGCUACGCCGUCGAAGGACUGGCCCGCCUCGGAGGUGGACCUCGAAGCAGCCGCCACGCCGCCGCCUCCGCCUCCUCGGCGGCGCUGCUGGGGGCGCUGCUGCCUGGCGGCCUUCUGCAGCAUCGCCGUUAUGGCGCUGGCGAUCGGCGGCAGCCUGGCGCUCUGCUCGACCUCCUCCCUCGCUGAGUGCAAACUCUGCCGCGGCCUCAACUACCUCCUCCUGCCGUCGGGCGAGCCCGCCUCCAACCUGCCGCACGACGCUUCCACACGCAUCCUCAACGGCGUCGCCUUCCCGUCGGCGCUUGCGGUGGGGGACGAGGAGCUCUGGUUCUCGGGCGGCGGGGACCGAUACGAGUACGGCCUGGUCAAGGUCUACACGGCGGCUAGCUACCUCUCCCGCGACUACUUCCACGAGUGCGACCCGGCCGAGGCACCCUUCUCCGAAAUCGUCGCCUCUGGCGACGCGAAGAUGAUGGUGCUGCACAUGCACUACCCCGCGUCGAUCGAUGAGGUGGCCGAAUCGAUCAACAAGCACCUCGCACCGCGGCUGCCGCAAGCCACCGCCGCCACCACGCUGCGCCACCUCAGCGGCGCCCUCACCUCCAACAAGAUUGCGCAGGGCGGGCUGCACCCCGGCGACGAGAUCUUUCUCUCGUGCGAGGCGGGCACGAUGUCGGUCGCCUUCGGCGCGGCCGACGACGCGUCCAAAAAGGCGCUGAGCGAGCCGGGCCUGUGCGAGGCCUUCUGGGGCAUCUACCUCUCCAAAUCCCCGGUCUUUGACGCUGUCAAGGAGGGCAUGGCUCGCGGCUUCCCCGAGCGCGCGGCUGCGCUGUGCGGCGUCGAGGCAGAGGCCCUCAGCGGCGGGUGGGCGCAGGAUCUGGCCGCGUCGGCGGCGGCACUCCCCCAGUCCGCGGCCUGGUCUGCGGCGGCGCUGGAGCACGAGGCGGAGGUGCUGGAGCAUACAGUGGAGGAGGACUUGAGUAGCCUCGCCGCCAAGCUCCGCGGAGGCGGCCCGGGCGGGGAGGCCUGAGGCCGAGCGGGCGGAUAUAUCACAAAUGUGUGGGUGGCUGUUGUGCCGCAUGUGUCCUCUCCAGAGGGUCCCUCUAUCUCUCUGGCUCUCUCGAUGUGCGCAUGUCCUCUGACCAAUCCCUCAAUUUUGUCCAUGUUACACUACUACCCUCUCUCUCUUCA